Molecule: messenger RNA, 349 nt
Organism: Staurois parvus
Lineage: Eukaryota; Metazoa; Chordata; Amphibia; Anura; Ranidae
Source: the annotation of a GenBank genome assembly
CUUUCCAACCAGUACCAUCCUGCCACCUGGUGCCUCGGCACCCGCACUUCAGCCUGAUGCCUGUACCCAGCCUGGCCUGAUGACCCAGUGCCCGCUGUUGAGCCAGACGAUCCUCAUGCCUGGUGACCCGAUGCCUGCUGUCGAGCCAGACGAUCCAAUGCCUGAUGAACCAGUGCCCGCUGUCAUGCCUGAUGACCCGGUGCCCGCUGUCGUGCCAAUUGACUCAGAGCCCACUGUUGUGCCUGGUGACUCGGUGCCUACUGCCUUGCCAGAUGACGCGGUGCCCGCUGUCGAGCCAAAUGACCUGAUGCCUGGUGACCCGAUGCCCGCUGUCGGGUCAGACGAUCCA